AUGUUCAAAAACUUAUUUAAUUUGGGGAAACAAAAAACCCAGCCUCAGGCUUGUACCCCCACCACCCCGAGGAGGGACAGCGGGGUGAAUGGAACAUUGGCCUCUGGUGGCUAUACCGUUCGGAAGAAAGACGUAGGGAAGCUACAUAUAGCAGCGUCUAAAGGAGAUGUCGCAAAGGUUCAGUGGCUGCUUCUCCUAAAAAAACAGGGGAUGAAUGAAACAGAUAAAUUGAAUCGGACGCCUCUGCACCUGGCCAGUGCCAAUGGAUAUCCAGAUGUUGUGUCUCUCUUAGUAGAGAGAAAUUGCAACCUUAAUGUGUGUGACAGUGACAAUCGAACUCCUUUAAUUAAGGCUGUACAGUGUCAGCAGGAGGAGUGUGCAACUAUCCUGCUCAGUCAUGGUGCAGACCCCAGUGUUGUGGAUACCAGAAGUAACACCGCCCUUCACUACUCUGCCCUGGGUCACAACACAGCUAUAGCAGCAAAGCUUCUUGAAAACAAAGCUGAUAUUGAAGCAAAAAACCAGGAUGGCUAUACACCUUUUUUACUUGCAGUCAGAACAGAGAAUGAAAAAAUGGUAGAGUUUUUCUUAAACAAUGGAGCAAAUGUGAAUGCCUGCGACAAUUCCAAAAGAACAGCUCUCAUGAUUGCUCUCACUUUUGGUAAUAAACCAACAAACAUAAUCAGUCUUAUGAUCCAAUAUAAUGUUGACCUCUCUUGUGAAGAUGAAUUUGAAUGGACAGCUAAAAACUAUGCUAAUAUCAGUAUUGUUGAUGUUAAUCGGGAACUAUUUCUUCAACAUGAAACUAGGCAGUUAAAUCAACUCCCUUUAGCCAAAAACAGUAGUCCAGAUGAGAAUUCUGAUAUUGCAUUUACUUUGGGUGGACCUGCCUUGGACAAAGAAGAUACUAAGAACAAAAAAAUUCCAGAAGGAGUAGGAGGACCAGAGAACAGAGAAUCAGGUUUGAAUGUUCAAAAGAAAUCUGGCAGCAUUUUGUUGGGUGGAUGGAGAAAGUCAAGUUUGGAGCAUGGUGACAAAUCAGAUAAUGAAGGAAUGCACUCCAUGAAAUGGAUAUCUGCUAGAAAUAUCGUAUCUAUCGGUGUGACAGAGCCUGAUAGUGGGAUGCUGAUGGAACACAUCACUGACAGACAUCAGAUGCUUGAAGAAGACCUCUUUGUGUCCACAGAGCCUUGCCAUUUAUAA
This is a messenger RNA of Gracilinanus agilis (Agile Gracile Mouse Opossum), 1203 nucleotides long. RefSeq names its product ankyrin repeat domain-containing protein 7-like. The transcript is spliced from 9 exons. The coding region runs from base 1 to 1203 and encodes 400 amino acids. The record is from RefSeq and is a predicted model, not a curated record. NCBI's taxonomy places the organism in Eukaryota, Metazoa, Chordata, Mammalia, Didelphimorphia, Didelphidae. Gene Ontology annotation, molecular function: protein binding.